CUAUUAUCCAUUGAAAACCGAACCGAGUGCCUCCCACAUCGUGCCUCAGACGGAGAGUAUCAAAGAAAAAGGGAAAAUUCGAUCCCAAUUCAUUUUCAUCGAGUAUAUUGAAAAAUCAUACACUCGUCGCUCCUAUUUCCACUGGCAUACGAAACAAUCCGUUUUCGAGUGAAUCUUUCUUUGCAUCCUCCAUGGAUGCAAUUGAGCUUCUAAAUGAUUUCCCCUAUGUCAAGGGAGAAGAUUUGGAGAGAUGGGUCUCCUCUGGCAAACCUCCCAGCAUGGUUGAGCUCUUUGUGCGUGCCAUAAAGCUUCUAAAAGAUUUCCCCUAUGCUACAGUACAAGAUGUGGAGAGGAUUUUCCUCUCGGACCACGGCAACAUAACCUACACUUUCUUCGGAAUGGGAAUCGAAAUGCAUUGUAUCAGUGCUCCACGAGAAGCCGAAAAACUUGAAGGCAAAGAUUCUAUAUCCUAUAAAAGAUGUAAUGUUGCUGGUGAUUAUGUUAAAGCUGGGCCUUUACUUCAUUUGCAUUCACUACAUGUACAACCAAAAGAUGCUAUAAAAGACAAACCACUCUCCGUAUAUGGUACGGUCCGGGUGAAGUACGACCAUAUCCAGAGUGGAAAACCGAUGCAGCUUGAUGUUUACAACCAAAGUGCUGAAAAUGCCGACAAGAUUAGCCCCAACGGUGGUAAUUUCACUCUUGGUUUGUGUGGUACUUCCUUAAGUCAUUAUGAUUUGUGGAUGGGAUUGCACGGAACAACUAUAGUAGUGGAUCUCCAUCUCAAAAUUGGGAAUGAGGCUGUUCCGAUGGUUCAAGAUGAAAUUUUGGUGGGGGAUAGAACUGAAGGUGAUCUUGAAGAAGUAAGAUCAAAAGAACUUCAUGGCACACUUUGCUCCGCUACCUUGAUUUAUAUUGCUAUGCCAUUUGCUGUUCUUUGCCGAGUGGAUCUCAGUCUCUCUAGCAAAGACAAGGGCCAAGUUGUUAAUGUUGCCGGAAAAAUUGCUGCCAGAUAUAAGAGCACUUAUGGCAAUUAUGAUUCACAAGAAUUUGUUCUUUUUGAGAAGCAGAAUGAUUUUGAACCGCUAAACAUGGAGAAUGACACGAUGACGUGGAUGACAUGGAUGGGGUUGCCAGCAUAUUCGACUCUUGAACUUGAUGUGGACUUGACUGACUUCAACACAAGUCGAAAGCUUAUUAAAAAGACAGUUGAAUUGUUUAAGUCGAAUACUACAUAUGCAGAUUCUUGUGCAGUGGUUGAGGGUGAUUUUGCCAUUCUUGUGGGUGCAAAAUUGAUUGAGUACCCACUUGAUCGGAUGUGGUGUUAUUCGGACGAAGAUCUGUGUGAAAAUGAAUUGUCAUCAUCCAACAAUGGCAACCCUUGGUGUCCGCUUCAUGGCCAACAAAAAAUACCACGACCAUCAAAAUUAGUAGAAUUCUACUCAAUCUUUAUUGGUCGUAAAGAAUUGGCAGCAUUGAAUAUUUAUGGCACUGUUGAAUUCUCUUCCAAUAAUAAUACUGAGUCUCUCUUCAAGAAGACUAGUAAUGAUGCUGUGGAAGUAAAAGGUUCACAGAAAGUUUUACCAUUCAUAGAUGUGUAUAGGAAGGUUGUCCAAUACAAAAUGCUCGAACUUAAGGUCAAUCUAAAAGAUGUUGGUGGGAAAUUUCAGAACAAAGCUUUUGCUAUCCAUGACCUUGGAUUUGUAUACCAUGGUUUACCUCAUAACACCCAAAUAUGUUCUGUUUUUCCGGGAAAAGAUGGGUUUUGUGCAUUGCAUUACUCCAUAUUCUCAGACGCGUGUCACGCGAACAUCCUCUAGGAAAAAUCCUAAUUCUCAUGAGUCAAUCCCCGACCGUACUAGAUACCUUCACGUCAGCGAGUUAUAUCGUUGAAACUGAUGAGUUGACUCAUCAAGAGAGAUUAUUUUCGGAGCGUACUUUUUGAAAGGACUGAGAAGGAUCCAUUACAAUUAGAGAGUGAUGGGAAAGUACCACUCUCUCGAAGUCUUGUUGUGGUGCCAAUGGAUUCGUCCCUCAUUAUUGACAUAGAUUUUUGUUGCAUGUCUCUGAAUGAUCAUCUAUCAUGCAAGGAAAUGUUCAGGAUUGGACGCUGCUGCUCUAAAACAGAGAAAAAUGAUCUUGAACUUGUCAUCAACUGCACCUGGAGUGAUGGAUUGCAUAAUGGGUGGUGCACAUACCAAGACAAGGAUGGGCAGAUUGAAACAGAAGAAGACGAGGCGUGUUAAGGUGCGACGAUGCUCUUGGGCCAUUGCCUGCUCACUAUGCGACAGCUUGAUAUUUAUGUUACUUUUUGUAAUGCAACAUUAUGAUAACUUUAUACUCCUUCGUCCAUAAAAGAUUGCCGUAGUUUCACUUCUUGGUUAAACAGUGAUACUUUUUUACCAUGAAUUAUUAAAAAUGUUUAUUUAGUUAUAGUAUAAAUUUAGUAAAAUUAGAUUUAUUUUAAAAUGUAGUUGAAAUAUUGUAUUUUUAUAAUAUUUAAUUAUAUUAACUUAUAUUUAUUUGUGGUUAAAGAGUGUCACAGUUUGAUCAAAUAAGUCAAACUACGUUAAUCUUUUAAGGACGGAAAGAGUUUGUGUGUUGUUAUUUGACAAAUAAUAUGUUAGUGAAAUAUAAUUUUUGCACGGGUCUUUUGAUCCUUAGCAUCUAGGUCAUAUUACGGUCAGGCCACCUACAUUGCUCUGCUAGUAAACUUGAUGGUUUUAUCUUCUAACCUUCCCCAGCAUCCCUUGAAAUGCUGAUUUUGGCUAAGCGAGUUAGGAACCAUCAAUUUUACUAAUGGAACGAAGCUACAAUAUGACCUAAGAUAUUAAGGUAAAAAGAACUGUUUCAAUAUAAUUUUGGCAUUAUG
This is a messenger RNA of Cuscuta campestris, 2872 nucleotides long. Lineage: Eukaryota; Viridiplantae; Streptophyta; Magnoliopsida; Solanales; Convolvulaceae. The record is from the annotation of a GenBank genome assembly.